GAAGAAAGCAGGUUGCGGUGCUCAUGCUAACACAUUAACUCUGCUCAGAUGGCAAACAGAACAGUUAAAGAUGCGAACAGUAUACACGGCACCAACCCACAAUAUCUGGUGGAGAAAAUCAUCCGGACUCGAAUAUACGAGUCUAAAUACUGGAAGGAGGAAUGUUUCGGUCUGAGCGCCGAGCUGGUCGUCGACAAAGCGAUGGAGCUGAAGUAUGUCGGCGGCGUUUACGGUGGAAACAUCAAGCCCACUCCCUUCCUCUGCCUCACGCUGAAGAUGCUGCAGAUUCAGCCCGAGAAAGACAUCAUCGUAGAGUUCAUAAAAAACGAGGAUUUCAAAUAUGUUCGUUUACUCGGAGCGAUGUACAUGAGGUUAACUGGCACCGCUGUGGAUUGUUAUAAAUACCUGGAGCCUCUUUACAACGACUACAGAAAAAUCAAAAGUCAGAACAGAAAUGGAGAGUUCGAGUUGAUGCAUGUUGACGAGUACAUAGACGACCUUCUUCAUUCAGAGAGAAUGUGUGACAUCAUUCUGCCGAGGCUCCAGAAGAGACAAGUCCUGGAGGAGGCGGAGAUGUUGGACACACGUAUCAGCGCUCUGGAAGAAGACCUGGAUGAGGUGGAGAGCAGUGAUGAAGAGGACGAGGAAGAAGAGAAGUUGGAGAGACUCCAGACCCCUGAACCCCACAGGCGCGGUUACCGUGACAACGACAGACCUCGCCGCUCCCCGUCACCUCGCUACAGACGCAGCCGCUCCCCCAGACGGAGGAGCAGAUCUCCGAAGAGGCGAAGCCCGUCUCCCCGGAGAGACCGCCAUCGCAGCAAGAGCCCCCGCCGCCACCGCAGCCGGUCCCGAGACAGGCGCCAUCGCUCCAAGUCCCCAGGUCACCACAGAAGCCACAGACAUCGCAGCCACUCAAAGUCUCCAGAGAGGAGCUCAAAAAAGAGUCACAAGAAGAGUCGAAGAGGAAACGAGUGAUUUUUCUUUACUUUUAUAUCUUUUCCUUUUUGUAAUUUGAGUUUUUCUGAUAUUUUUUUGAGUUAAUUUCAGUUUUAGACAUUGGACCCCUGAACCUGUCUGUGACAUAUUGCAAAAUGUAAGCCGGUCUGUGUACAGUCUGUGUAGCCUUCAGCAUCGUUCUGUGGUUAAACUCACCUGAGAGAAAUAAUCUGAUAAUAUUCUCCAAUUUCAGGUAAUCAUGGCUGCUGUUGGUAACUUUUGGAAACAUGUAAAUGUUUAAUAAAAACUGUUUCUGGAUGUCCGUAAUGAAUUUCACACAGAACAGAAAUAAAGACCUUUUAUUCAUUAGACAUGAGUUUUUUAUGAGGUUUGAUUGAUUCACGAUUAAUGGUAUAAACCCCCUUUCAUGCUAAUACUUCACUAAAUUGAAAUA
Scomber japonicus (chub mackerel) is the source of this 1393-nucleotide messenger RNA. RefSeq names its product pre-mRNA processing factor 38A (gene prpf38a). The record is from RefSeq and is a predicted model, not a curated record. The coding region runs from base 49 to 978 and encodes 309 amino acids. Lineage: Eukaryota; Metazoa; Chordata; Actinopteri; Scombriformes; Scombridae. The transcript is spliced from 10 exons. Gene Ontology annotation, cellular component: precatalytic spliceosome.